This is a messenger RNA of Lytechinus variegatus (green sea urchin), 2812 nucleotides long. RefSeq names its product hemicentin-1-like. Gene Ontology annotation, biological process: homophilic cell-cell adhesion; synapse organization. Gene Ontology annotation, molecular function: protein binding; axon guidance receptor activity. The coding region runs from base 214 to 2784 and encodes 856 amino acids. Gene Ontology annotation, cellular component: neuronal cell body; axon; plasma membrane. Lineage: Eukaryota; Metazoa; Echinodermata; Echinoidea; Temnopleuroida; Toxopneustidae. The record is from RefSeq and is a predicted model, not a curated record. The transcript is spliced from 17 exons.
CACAUGAAGGGGAGUAUGAGAGAGUUAUUCCUUGAGCGAGUAUUUGUUCGAGAGUGAACUAAACUGAAUUGUAGGCAUCAACACUGCUACUUCUGCAUUCAGGAAGGACUAAUCAGACAACAGGUAUGAAAGCAAAUUGGAGUAAUUAGGAGCGAGCAAAAACAAAGCUACUUUUUUAGAUCUUAUUGGACUGUAUUCAACCUGCCCAUCGCCAUGAUGAUUGUUUCUAGUGGACUAACAUGCCGGAUGUCAUGGCCAAUCGUCGUUUGUCUCCUCGCUUGUGCUCUUAAUGCAGCAGGUCUACAACUAGCUACACAGGCCAGACAGGACCUCACGAGCCCAGAAGGUACCAAAAACUUUGAAAUGACCUGCCCCGUAUCAGGGGUCAUGGGUCAAGUUUACUACAGAUGGCAAUACUCACCGGCAAUGCAUCUUACACCUGGAAAUGAGAUUGUCCAAUCAGCUCAACAUACUAUACGAUCGGAUUCCUUAAUCAUCAGUGAAGUUACAAAGACAGACGCUGGUUUCUACACGGCCAGUGUUACUGAUAAUUCUAGAAGAAUUGUCAGGUGUAUGUUUCAACUAACUGUAGGAUAUGGCCCAGAAUUAGUUGAUGUUGUUCCAACGACGGUCACAGCCAAUUUCUCUCGUCCAUUCAUCUUGACCUGUCCAGUAAGAGGUGUUCCCUUGCCCCAUGUUAUAUGGAGGAAGAAUGGGCGCACAUUGGCACCCUCAGCCAAUGUCCAAUUCGAUGGUCUCGAUAUUAGUUUUGCAUCCGUCUCUGACUCUGAUAGAGGUCAAUACCAAUGCUCGGCAACCAAUCCUUUUGGAACGGUCACCAGUCCAGUUACUAUAAUCAACAUCCAAUGGCCGUUGAGGUUCGUAGAGAUUCCUCCAUCAGUAUUGGAUAUGGCAGAAGGACAGAAUAUCUCGGUGCAAUGCAACGUGACGGGCUUCCCUCACGCAAGGAUACUGUGGUACAAGAUAAAUGGAUCGGAUAGCGAGCAGAUUUCAAAUUCAUCGCAUACGGUCAUCACUAACAUGUACUCAGAAAGGGUAUCCUGGUCAAGACUUGAUAUUGACGCCCUCAACGUUAGUGAUAACGGGAUGUAUCGAUGUGAGGCAACCAAUGUCAAUCAACAAAUCAGCACAAACUUUGAUCUUGUAGUACACGCCCCACCGAGAAUAACUUCUGUACAUCCUGCGAUCAGAACUGUUCACGUGGGAAUGGAAAUUGUCUUUGAAUGCUCGGCCACAGGGUUUCCUGCACCAAAAUUUACUUGGUUUAUGAAUGGAAGAGCCAUACCACGUAUUGGCAAUACACAUUUCCAUGAAGGUUGGGAUGGAAUCCUUAGAAUUGACAGAGUAAUAGAAGCUGAUGCAGGCAACUACACUUGUCAAGCUUUUAAUGAUAUUGGAUAUGAAUACAGUGAUACAACAAGACUAGAUGUAUUCGGUAUCUACUUCAGGGAAAGAGCGCCACCUCUAGUCGCAGUAGAAAAAGGCAACUCGACAGAGCUUGUGUGUGAUGUUGGCGGUGCCGAUUAUGGUGUUCAAAUUGAAUGGUUUAAAAAUAGAACACCGAUUCGAUCCCAGUGUACACCACGUCAAGCUGAUAGUUUGCCAAAAUGCAAGUACAUGAUAAUGAACAACACUCUUACUAUUCUGAGGGUUAGUCAGCGUGAUUUAGGUACUUACAUUUGUCGAGCUACGGAGCAGGGAAAGGCUGAUCCCGAUGUUAUAGAAGCAGAAACAAACGUGGUAUUUGCAGCUCCCGUUGUUAUUUACCCAAGAUUAAAAGAUGUUCACACCGGGGAUGCAGGCCAACCCUUAACGAUAGAAUGUACAGCAAAGGGAAGUCCGCCCCCUACUGUUGAGUGGCUAUACAGGGGACUUCAUUUGCUCAACGACUCGCACAGAUCUAUCUCGGGCGGGACUAUCAAGUUUCGACGGCUGAUUGCAAGGGAUAGCGGCCAUUACCUGUGCGUAGCGAGCAAUAACAUCACAGAAGCCAGGCAAGAUAUCCGAAUCAAGGUCAAUAGUGCACCACCAAUGUUAAAUCUCAACCUUAAGUACUCUGGUCGAACAGUGACAUUGGACUGGAACGUUGUUGGUAAUGGUGGCUAUCCUGUGACGAGUUUCAAAUACGAAUACAGAAUGAUAUCACCAAAGAAGGGCAAAUGGUCCAGAGACAAGCUCCCUCCGAACAUGAGAUCGCACACAAUCAAAGGGCUGAGAUCUAACGCUACCUAUGAGCUAAAGAUGUGGGCAAGCAACAAACUUGGUCAGGGAACUAUUCUAAGACAGGUGUUUUCAACCGACUCGUUUGGUGAAAGUGGUCUCAGUAACAUCUUCGCCGGUCUAUCCGAGGAUAACCUAAGAUUGAUCUAUAUCGGGGCGGGUGUGGCUGGUGGUCUGUUUCUUCUCAUCCUGGUGGUGGUCUUUGCUAUCGCUUGCAAACGUAAACCAGAUCCAGCAGGAAUCAGAAGUGAGUCAAUUGGCAAUGCGGUCCCCAGGGUUACAAUCCAAUACAAAUCUUUCCCAAGUUUUCGCCAGACAGAACGAGCAGAUGGUAUAGAAGAUGGCGAAGCUCUGGUCGACGGCUUCCAGGAGUCCCCGUCCCACAUCAAUCCAGCUUACGGUGGAUCGGACAAUAUUACAAGCGAGAAUCUUGAACUACAGGAUGUAAAUCCCUCCGAUGGCAACGGAAUCACGGAUAAAAAUGGCAAACCUAUCGGCGGUACUUCCGACGCCAACGGAACGGCAAAUGACUCUGGUUUAUAAUCCUGAUAAUAAUUAAUAAAAUCUAAGC